UAAACCUGAUUUCACCAGUGGGCAGAGCCCUAAGCAUCCUGCAAGGUUGCACCAAUUGUUACGUUUCCCACAAAGCAGAAGGAUGCUUUCUGUCCAUGACAUUUCAUUCAUCUGACUUCUCCCCUUCAUGUGGCCAGGCUUCAUGCAGGCCAGGAGGUAGACACACAUACAUAGAUGGUCACAGAAGUGGGCCAGUACCUUGACAGGGGCAGCCCAAGGGCCAUGGGAGCUCACAGUGUGGGUGGCCUUUCCUGGAUGAGGGACAGAUUGGACUGGGAAAACCUCACAGAAGAGGUGGCUUUUUAAAUCAGACAUGUGAGAGUUUGCUGGUAGACAGAAGGGUAUCUUUGUUUUUCAUCAGAGGGAACAGCCUGCGCAAAAAGGUAGGUGGCUCUAGAAGAGUCAGGCCUCUGGACUAGAAAGCUGUCUCUGUGGGAUGGGUUUAAAGAGGGAGCUGUGGUGGGGUCCCAGUCUUCUGUUGGGAAGUGCAUUCUGGUACCCAGCACGGCUGGCAGUUGGAGGCAGGGCCAGGAGUGAGGCUGUUGCAGCAGGCCUCCUGAGCCCGACCAGGACAGGUGGAGGACUGCCCGGCUUAGGGAUGAGGGAGAGGGAAGACGGUGACCCCACCUGCCCCCGGGGAGCUGCAGAUUUGAUGCUCCGCCCUCGUUCUGUCACAGGUAACACAGCAGCUUCUGCCUCCUCUGACCUCUGUGACCUUUCCAGCUAACCCUUCCCAGUCUCUUGGGAGUGGCUGGUCAGCAUCUUGUAGCCACACCGGGACCCUGGACGGUGCGGGAAAGAGGAUCCAAGGCCUCUGGGAUGAACUGUGGAAUCCUCUCCAUCUUCAGCCCCUGCCUUGCCUCAGGAUUUGCGGGGAUCACAGCUCCUUUUUUCGUCCCCAAAAUCACCCACUGGGGACAGGAACCAAGAUUCAGUGAAUACCAGUGUGUGCCAGGCUGGGUCUGGGUCUUCACUUUGCCUCAUGUAAUCAUCACUGCGACCCAUUGGGACCAGCGCUAGGAUUAUCUCCAUGUUGCAAUUGAGGACUCAGAGGCGCCUCCUCCUGUGACCAUGUACGCUGCCUCGGGUUGAUGGGAACUUGAAAAUCUUCGGGAAGAAGACAUUGGAAGGAGACAAUCGUAUUGGGAACCUUGCCCAUCUCCCUGUAGAUUAUCCUCCUGGGCCCCCACCAUGCCGUGGCCCCUGCUGCUGCUGCUGCUGCUGCUGCUGCUGCUGACCGUGAGUAGGGCCCAGACAACACGGCCAUGCUUUCCCGGGUGCCAGUGUGAGGUGGAGACCUUCGGCCUUUUCGACAGCUUCAGCCUGACUCGGGUGGAUUGCAGCGGCCUGGGCCCCCACAUUGUGCCAGUGCCCAUUCCUCUGGACACAGCCCACCUGGACCUGUCCUCUAACCGGCUGGAGAUGGUGAACGAGUCAGUGUUGGCAGGACCGGGCUACACGACGCUGGCUGGCCUGGAUCUCAGCCACAACCUGCUCACCAGCAUCUCACCCACUGCCUUCUCCCGCCUUCGCUACCUGGAAUCACUGGACCUCAGCCACAAUGGCCUGACGGCCCUGCCAGCCGAGAGCUUCACCAGCUCGCCCCUGAGCGACGUGAACCUUAGCCACAACUGGCUCCGGGAGGUCUCAGUGUCCGCCUUCACGACCCACAGUCAGGGCCGGGCAUUACAUGUGGACCUCUCCCACAACCUCAUUCACCGCCUCGUGCCCCACCCCAGGAGUGCCAGCCUGCCCAUGCCUACCAUUCAGAGCCUGAACCUGUCCUGGAACCAGCUCCAUGCCGUGCCCAACCUCCGAGACUUGCCCCUGCGCUACCUGAGCCUGGAUGGGAACCCUCUGGCUGUCCUUGGUCCGGGUGCCUUUGCGGGGCUGGCAGGCCUUACACACCUGUCUCUGGCCAGCCUGCAGGGGCUCCCCAAGCUGGCGCCCUAUGGCUUCCGGGAGCUUCCGGGCCUGCAGGUCCUGGACCUGUCCGGCAACCCCAAGCUCAACUGGGCAGGAGCUGAGGUGUUCUCAGGCCUGGGCUCCCUGCAGGAGCUGGACCUUUCAGAUACAAACCUGGUCCCCCUGCCUGAGGCGCUGCUCCCCCGCCUCCCGGCACUGCAGAGCAUCAGCGUGAGCCAGGAUGUGCGGUGCCGGCGCGUGGUGCGGGAGGGCACCUACCCCCGGAGGCCUGGCUCCAGCCCCAAGGUGGCCUUGCACUGCGUAGACACCCGGGAAUCUGCUGCCAAGGGCCCCAACACCUUGUGAUGAAUGGUGUGGCCCGGGGCCACGUAACAGACUGCUGUCCUGGGCUGCCUCAGGUCCCGAGUAACUUAUGUUCAAUGUGCCGACACCAGUGGGGAGCCCACAGGCCUAUGUGGUGGCGUCACCGCAGGAGUCAUGGACUGAGGGGAGGCUUUGGACCUGGGACUCACGCCCGGGAGCAAAGUCUCGCCCUUUUGUCUAUGUUGCUCCCCCAAACCAUGAGCAGAGGGACUUCAAUGCCAAACCAGACUGUGGUCCCCUCCUGCUUCCCUUCCCCGCUUAUCCCCCAAGUGCCUUCCCUCAUGCCCGGGCCGGCCUGACCCUCGACAGGCAGAGGGUGGGUAAGAACCCCCGCUGCAGGGCAGAGUUCAGGUCCACUGGGCUGAGUGUCCCCUUGGGCCCAUGGCCCGGUCACUCAGGGGCAUGAGUUUCUUUUCGGACACAGCCCUUUCUUUGCCAUGGGCCCCUCAUGAGGCCCACUUCAUCCUUGUCUAUUUCCUUGGAACCUUAUGGUAGAAGAAAUUGCAAAGAAUCAAGUCCACCCUCCUCAUGUGACAGAUGGGGAAACUGAGGUCUCAAGAAGGAAAAAGUCUAAUCUGAGUUCCUAUGGGGCAGUGGCAUGACUGGAGCACAGCCUCCUUCCUCCCAGUCCCGCCCACUGCACUUUCUUGUCUCUUCCGAUAAGCCCUCCCCUCCUCACCUGGGCUCCUCUUGCUGCUCUUGCCCUUUCCCCAUUAGCCCAGGAGUAGCAGCAGCAGGACAGGCAGGCGCCCCACCAGUGGCACUCUGGGCCUGGCGACCAGCUCUGGGGCCUGGGCUAAGUCACUCUCCUUUGGUGCCUCUGGUAGCUUAGGGCACACCGGAUCCAGCCUAGCCAGUUUCUCACUCUGUUGGGGCCCCCCAGCAUCCAUACUGGAAACCUACCCGUUUUCCCGAGUGUCCUCGAGAUGCUCCCCCAAGGAGCUGCUGCCUUUCCAGAGAGUACCCGGCCGGGAGCUCUGAGGGGCCUCCUGGAUUCAGUCCCCACUGGCAUCAGCCCUUCUCACCCUCCCAGGAAGGCUGUGAAAGGAGGCAGGGUCUCCCCCACCCAUGUUCUCUACCCCCAGGGUAGCAUCUCAGCUUCCCAGCCCUGGGCUCUUUGCUUAGUCUUCGUUUUAUAAAAGUUGUUGCCUUUUUAAUGGACUGUCACUUUCAACCCACAUCCCCCACCCCUGCUGGCAGGAGAUGGAGACAUGUCAUUUGUAAAAGAAGAAAAGGGUUGCAUUUGUUCACUUUUGUAAUAUUGUCCUGGGCCUGUGCUGGUGGUGUUGGGGGGAAGCCGGGCAUCAGUAGCCUCGUGGGCAUCAGGGGCUGGCCCCACAGAGACCCCACAGGGCAGUCAGCUCUGUCUUCUCCCACCUGCCUAGCCCAGCAUCUAUCUGACUGGUCCUUGAUUUAAUAAAUACUAUAAAGAGUU
Saimiri boliviensis boliviensis (Bolivian squirrel monkey) is the source of this 3724-nucleotide messenger RNA. The record is from RefSeq and is a predicted model, not a curated record. NCBI's taxonomy places the organism in Eukaryota, Metazoa, Chordata, Mammalia, Primates, Cebidae.